This is a messenger RNA of Dendronephthya gigantea, 849 nucleotides long. Its product is annotated as UPF0746 protein DDB_G0281095-like. The record is from RefSeq and is a predicted model, not a curated record. The coding region runs from base 52 to 849 and encodes 265 amino acids. The transcript is spliced from 2 exons. NCBI's taxonomy places the organism in Eukaryota, Metazoa, Cnidaria, Anthozoa, Malacalcyonacea, Nephtheidae.
GAAAACCAGGCAGUAAGCAGCGAGAAAUCCCAAAUUAAGUGCCGAGUACAAAUGGUGUGGAAUAACGAAAAAGACAAAACACUCUUGAAGGAGAUGGCUGCAGAAGGGGUGAUGAGAAAAAAACCCAAGUCAAGGGACAGAGGAACAUCAUGGGAAAAGGUUGUCAGCAACUUGAAUUCUUCUGCAGAGUUUGAGGUGUCACAAAAGUCACUUCGUGAUCGUUAUAAGCUCCUGGCAAAAAAAUAUAAAAAUAAGAUGAGAAAGGAAGAGAGUUCUACAGGUGGUGGGGGUGAUGGGCCAAAUGAGCUAGAAAGUUUAUUGCAAGAUUUAAUAGAGAUGGAGGAGGAUGCAGAACAACGAGUGACAGAUGAGAAUGCAGAAAAGCAAAAUACUAUCGAAGCUGAUAGAGCAAAGGCCAUGGAGAUGCGACAAAGGGCGAUGGAGAGCUUUGGCGAAACAAGAGAAAGGCUUCAGGAGAAUGACAUACAUGUACCAAAAAAGAAACGAAGAUCAAACAGAGAAGGCAUGCAUGCUUUGGAGAAAGCCAUCGAGUGGAAACAAAAAAAUGAUGAGGAGGAACGCAAAGCAAAGGCUGAAGAACGACAGCAGCAAUUGGUUAUGCAAGAGGCAUUUAUGCGACAGCUGGAGGCAACCCAACAACAACAAACCGUUCAGUUUAAAUUAACUGAACAGCAGCUGCUCAGUACAAUACAUCAGCAACAGCAACAACAACAACAACAAGUACAGCAAUUUGCUGCAAUGCAGGAAAACAUGGUACGGAUGAUGGAACAGCAGCAAAGACAGACUGAGCUAAUUCUUGAGCUUUUCAGACAGUCAAACAACAAUUAA